GAUGAGAAAUCAUCAUUUACUUAGCCCGCAGCUCGUUGCUAGCUGUUGCUCGGAGCCCUGUGUCGAGGUGUUGUCAGCGUAGCAGACGAAAACAGCACAUUUCCUCGACUUUUACUCGGCGCAACGAUGACCCUCUGACAACAAGAAUGGACAUAAGUUUACAAUGACGGGGGAGAAAAAGAAGAAAAAGCGGCUGAACCGCAGCAUUCUUCUUGCAAAGAAAAUUAUAAUAAAAGAUGGAGGAAGUCCUCAGGGAAUCGGUGAGCCCAGUGUUUACCAUGCUGUGGUGGUCAUCUUCCUGGAGUUUUUUGCAUGGGGUCUCCUCACCACCCCGAUGCUCGCGGUAUUACACCAAACAUUCCCCCAACACACAUUCCUGAUGAAUGGGCUCAUUCAUGGUGUCAAGGGCCUAUUAUCAUUUCUGAGCGCUCCACUGAUUGGAGCAUUGUCAGACGUAUGGGGACGCAAGUCUUUCCUGCUGCUAACAGUCUUCUUCACGUGUGCGCCCAUUCCACUGAUGAAGAUCAGCCCAUGGUGGUACUUUGCAGUCAUCUCCAUGUCUGGCGUCUUUGCUGUCACCUUCUCUGUGAUCUUUGCUUACGUGGCCGACAUCACGCAGGAGCAUGAAAGGAGCACAGCAUACGGUUUGGUAUCGGCGACCUUUGCAGCCAGCCUGGUUACCAGCCCUGCCAUUGGAGCCUACCUGUCUGUGACCUAUGGUGACACGUUGGUGGUGAUCCUGGCCACAGCCAUCGCACUGCUCGACAUCUGCUUCAUCCUAGUGGCUGUACCAGAGUCGCUGCCAGAGAAGAUGAGGCCAGCAUCAUGGGGAGCACCAAUCUCCUGGGAACAGGCGGACCCAUUUGCUUCUCUGCGUAAAGUGGGCCAGGAUUCCACAGUGCUGCUCAUCUGUAUCACAGUGUUUCUCUCCUACCUCCCUGAGGCUGGCCAGUACUCCAGCUUCUUCCUUUAUCUCAGACAGGUUAUAGGCUUCUCAUCAGAGACUGUGGCUGCUUUUAUCGCUGUAGUGGGGAUCCUCUCAAUACUAGCUCAGACGGUGGUGUUGGGAAUCCUGAUGCGGUCCAUUGGAAAUAAGAACACAAUACUGCUCGGCCUCGGCUUCCAGAUCCUCCAGCUGGCGUGGUACGGCUUCGGCUCUCAGCCCUGGAUGAUGUGGGCAGCUGGAGCUGUGGCAGCCAUGUCCAGCAUCACUUUCCCAGCCAUCAGCGCCAUCGUGUCCCGGAAUGCUGAUCCAGACCAACAAGGUGUCGUCCAGGGAAUGAUUACAGGAAUCCGUGGCCUCUGUAAUGGUUUGGGUCCUGCCCUUUAUGGUUUUGUCUUCUACUUGUUCCACGUGGAGCUGAGCGACACAGACGGCUCCGAGAAAGGUGCCAAAGUCAACAUGGCCAACCCCACAGAUGAGAGUUCCAUCAUCCCAGGUCCUCCCUUCCUCUUCGGUGCAUGCUCAGUGCUGCUGUCUCUGCUGGUCGCCCUGUUUAUCCCAGAGCACACGGGGGUCGGCCCGAGAACCGGUGCCUACAAGAAGCACAGCAACGGGGCACAGAGUCACUCCCACAGCCCCCAGGGCAGCGGGGCAGAGGGCAAGGAGCCUCUGCUGGAGGACAGCAGCGUAUAACCUUAGCUAAAGGGGGCGGACACCCGCACUCCCCAGCCAAACGCCUGCACAAAUGGACAAAGUACACACAUUUUACCGUACAGACACACUCGCACCUCAGGCGCACAUGAGACUUGAGUGCCGCAGAAGAGGUGUAUGUGUCCGUGUUUGUGUCCACAGCACAAAAGUGGGCACUUGUUCCUAAGCAGCCCUGUUGUGUGUGUGUGUGUGUGUGUGUUUUUUAAAGCAGGGUAAUUGUGAGGACCCUGUUCAAUGAGAGAGUGAGUAUUUUUCAGGCUGCACUGGAAACGUGUGUGUGUGUGACUCGGCUGAGCUGGACUCUAAUCCCUGGUUUCUAUAAUACGGUAACAGAGUAGAGCAUACAGCAAAGGUCACCCCCAAAACCCUCCUGGUGAGAAUCAGAAACAAAGCGUUUUAGUUAGAGUGUGAGCAUAGAGUUUCUCAAAUGUCACUAAAUCCCUGUGUGAUAAUUCUCGUUCCUGUGUUGCCGGUUAAGUGGCAGCUCGGCCUGUCUCAUGGUUCACUGCAGUUCUGCUGUGACAACAUUUUCAAGAAGGGAACACACAUUUUCUUUUUUUGUCCUCUGAAUGCACAGUAGCUGUAAACCUGUGAGUGGCGUCUCACAGAAGCGAGGACGGGGUCAAACAGUUUUACUUAGAAACGGCUUUGUAAGACCACCAUUUGUUUAAAUAUCACACUUGUUAACAGACUGAAGUGUGUGCAUACAUGACCACUUAAUUCAUUUGUUUUGUUUUUUCAACAUUUACUUGCCAUUCUCUAGGUUAGGAUUACAUUUUGGGUUGUAUAUGUUUCUGUUUAAUCCAAAGGCUAGUUGUGCUUUCAAAUUUUAAUCCAAGAAACAAAUGUUGCCUUGACGUGACUUGAGAUAAAUGAAUAUAUACAUAAAGAAGACACAUUACGUGACCUGUAUGAAGACCCAGGUCUGAGGAGGCUCUGUAAUCUUACACUAUCGCUCCCAUCGGAGCCGUUACUCACUUUUUAUUCCUCUUCUUUUUUUUGCUUAACGUCCUUCCCGUCACUCAGUUUUCUGACGUUUAUCACCAACAGGUUUGAGUUUUGCAGAGAGAUGCUUUUAUUUCAAACAGCCUCCGGGCCAUUUAGUAGCUGGACACUCUGGAAAGUCUCUUAUCAGCGGUCAGUGGUGAGUGAUGCCGACUGUUAAUGCAGGGAGUUUGAAUUAAUAUCAUUGGGUUCAACAGCCGAUCGGUGUUGUCACUGCAGGGCUGUGAUGUAAUGUCAACUGAGUCAGAUUGGUGUAAAACGGAUAAACGGUGUCACGUAAUCUCUCUCUCAGAGACUCAACUUUUAGAUGUCAAGCACCUCAUUUAACAGGCUACAGAUUGUCCACAAGGGGGAGUGCUUUGGUCACUGUACAGCAUCUGCAUGAACCUGCCUGAAAGCAGCAACAGCAGCUUCAAUAUUGAGGGAUGAAAAACAGCUGCAGAAUCUUCAGUAUUUCUCGAGUUUCAAUGUUGAAAAAAGAAAGUUAAUUUCACAUUGUAAACUGCUGCUGUUGCUUUUCUCCUCACAGGUCGACGCUGUGUGUCCCCUCUUUAUUUUAUUUCUUUCCUUGUCCCGAUGACUGUUAAAGACCGGUUUAAAUGAUUCCAGUCGCCAUUUUAAAACCUUUAAUUUAAAAAAAAAAAGGUAAAUGUCAAGUGCAUUUAAACAAAAUUACAACAGAUACUGUUAAGUAACUGACGCUGGAUUUCAACAUCCCUCGAGUGACGUCAUGUUUUUGUGCCAAUUUCGGUUGCUUUUUCAUACGCGUCGUGAAUGUGUGAGUGGUGUGGAUAUUGUUUCUUUGCUUUUUUUGACUUGAUGUCUCUGGCUCAAGAUUUAAGUUUUAACACUCUUCUUUUUAUAUGUCUUUUUAAAAUGUCAUUUUUAGGCUUGUUUUUUUUUUCUUCUUUUUCUGUUUUCAGUCUUCAAUAUCAAGCAUUUCUCCUUUUCAGUUAACACAUUUUCAAAGUCACUGAAUGUUGAGAACCAGGCCGGAGACGUCGACCACAC
This is a messenger RNA of Solea senegalensis (Senegalese sole), 3670 nucleotides long. RefSeq names its product major facilitator superfamily domain containing 14A2 (gene slc71a1-2). Gene Ontology annotation, cellular component: membrane. Gene Ontology annotation, biological process: transmembrane transport. The transcript has 12 exons. Gene Ontology annotation, molecular function: transmembrane transporter activity. The record is from RefSeq and is a predicted model, not a curated record. Lineage: Eukaryota; Metazoa; Chordata; Actinopteri; Pleuronectiformes; Soleidae. Bases 164 to 1636 code for a protein of 490 amino acids.